This is a messenger RNA of Halichondria panicea, 1609 nucleotides long. RefSeq lists its product as uncharacterized. The coding region runs from base 43 to 1524 and encodes 493 amino acids. The record is from RefSeq and is a predicted model, not a curated record. The transcript is spliced from 11 exons. Gene Ontology annotation, biological process: intracellular signal transduction. NCBI's taxonomy places the organism in Eukaryota, Metazoa, Porifera, Demospongiae, Suberitida, Halichondriidae.
AGUAAAUAUACGCGAUACCAGACCGAAGUAGCAAAGCCGAAGAUGUUUCUAGGGCGAGUGCUACUGUUUACUAUCCCCGGGUGCCCGUUCUGUACUCGGGCUAAGAAGCUGCUGAGUGAUCUACAAGUACCUUAUGUGGCCGUGUGUCUGGAGAAGUUCCCUGAGCGUCGCUAUGAGAUGCAAGAAAGAACUGGUCGGAGAAGUGUGCCUCAGAUUUUCUUCAAUGCCAAGCACAUUGGAGGCUAUGAUGAUAUGAAGAAGUUGCAUGAUGAAGGGAAGCUAGAGGACCUACUCAAGGAGGUGGCAAGUACUGACGUUCCAGCCGACGCCCCUGCCCCGCCCCCUGAGGAUAUUGACUCUGAAGAUAACCUGGAGCUCCUGCCCAGCCAAAGAGACGGAGCCAAUGCCAGUGAGUGCCUCACCAACGACUGCACACCUGACGAGCUGGCUGCUCUGGUUCGUGAGAUGAGGGACAGCAGUGGACUCAUUCGUGCUCACACCUACCACCUCGUUACCUACAAAAACUGCUUCAUCGGGAAAGAUUUCGUCACCUGGCUUGUUGAGAAGAAAGGCCUAAGCUCUCGGGAAGAAGCGGUUAAGUUUGGUUUGGAGCUACAACAGAAACAGUUCUUUCAUCAUGUGACCUUUGACCACGAGUUCAAAGACAACUCACUCUUCUAUCGUCUCCUUGGCGACGGGUACACGAGAGCACUGAAUGCCCAGCUGUCCUUUGCCUGUAUACCACGCCCUGCUGUUGAUGUGGCUAAGGACCUGAGACGGUACAUUGUGGAGAUAUAUGAUGACUUCCUCACUGCUGAUGGAGCGGCAGUGGACUACAGAGGGAUCAGUGCAAGUAAGAAGUUUGAGCGAUAUGUGCACGCCACGGCAGAGUUGAAGAGGGUGGACCUGAGCUCUCUGAGCCGAGAAGAGAAGCUAGCUUUCUUCAUCAACAUGUACAAUGCCCUGGUUAUCCAUGCGUUUGUGGUUCAGGGACCACCCAACAACAUGUGGAAGAGGUUCAGGUUCUUCAACGUAGUGAGCUAUAUCAUUGGUGGUCGUGUAUACACCCUCAACGACAUUGAGAGCGGCAUACUGAGGGCAAACAGGAAACCAGUUGGUGCAUUCAAGAGACCCUUCUCCAAAGAUGACCCCAGGCUGAAGGUGAUGUUGGACGAGUGUGAGCCAUUGAUUCACUUUGCCCUCGUGUGUGGAGCCAAGAGCUGUCCCCCCAUCAAAACAUACUCUGCACAGAGGAUUAAUGAAGAGUUGAAGGUUGCUGGCGAGUCCUUCAUGGAGGGAGAAGCUCUCCUGGUGGACACAGCCAAGAGAGAGAUCAGUGUGACGAUGAUCAUGAAGUGGUACAGGGUUGACUUUGGGUCAUCUAACCAAGAGCUGAUCCAGUUUGUGAUCGACCAUUUACCCGACUGCAGCAAGAAAGAGCAGCUUAGGACAAUGACCCAAGAGCCAGGCAAAGAAAUCAAGAUUAAAUUUCAGACCUACAACUGGGGCCUCAAUUCGACUUAGGAGAAACAAUUGUUGUGUACAUAUAGAGACUGCAUAGAGUUCUAUUUUAUCACAAUUUUAUGACGGUUCAUGUACCAAAAUUUAA